AUGGGAGAUUACGAAGAACACUGGGAAUACAAAGUGUCUGUGGCUUUGUGGAAGUACCUGUCUCCGUGUCUGAUGGUGGUCGGUCUGGUGGGUAACGUCUUAGCUAUAAUUGUUCUAUCCAGGCCGUCGAUGAAACAAACAACAACCUCUUUGUAUCUGAGAUUUCUGGCGGCGUUCGACAGUCUCGUUCUCUACACUGGACUCAUGCGUCAGUGGUUUAUGCAUCUCUUAGACUACGAUAUUCGGGAACACAAUUCUGUUGCCUGCAAGAUUCACACGUGGGUGGUCUACUGGGCAACGUACACUUCGGCGUGGCUGUUGGUGUCGGUCACCUUAGAGCGAUGCGUCUCCGUGUGGUUUCCCCACAAGGUGAAGCUCAUAUUCACGAAACGCAAAACGUACAUAAUUAUUGUUACCGUAAUCGUCUUCAUGGCCGGUUUGAGCGCGCACUACCUUUUUGGACGUGGGUUUAAUAUUGAAACAGAAGAUAACGAGACGAUUGUCGAUCUUUGUGACAAUAUUUCUGAGAAUUAUAAUUAUUUCGAACUGGAAAUUUGGCCGUGGAUUGAUUAUAGCAUAUACAGUGUUAUCCCGUCGUCAAUUCUUGCCGUGUGUAAUAUCUCCAUCAUCUACAGAGUUGUAUCUAGUAGCCGGCAUGGUCUCCAGAAUGAAAAUGAAAAUACUAUUCAGAACAGAUCUGUUUCAUCUCGUAAAAGCCAGGCAUCGUCUUUGACCGCCAUGUUACUAAUCACUAGUACAACCUACGUUAUCUGCACAACUCCGUUCUGUAUAUAUGUUAUUUUUACAAAUAUAUUUCGUCAAGAUCUUUCAGUUGAAGUUGAUGAGCUUGUAUGGGCAUCGGUCAACAUGAUCCAGUACAUAAACAACUGUGUCAAUUUUAUUUUAUAUUGCGCCAGUGGAAGACGUUUUCGAGAUGAACUGAGGAACUUAUGUUGCCUUACAAUUAAUGACUUCCACCUCAAAGGGAAUUUUCGGAAAAAAAUCAAUCCCGAUUUUUCAUUUUUCAAAUAUUUUUGA
Molecule: messenger RNA, 1038 nt
Organism: Gigantopelta aegis
Lineage: Eukaryota; Metazoa; Mollusca; Gastropoda; Neomphalida; Peltospiridae
Product: nociceptin receptor-like
Exons: 1
Coding region: 1-1038 (345 amino acids)
Biological process (GO): G protein-coupled receptor signaling pathway
Cellular component (GO): plasma membrane
Molecular function (GO): G protein-coupled receptor activity
Source: RefSeq, a predicted model, not a curated record